AGUCGGCAUUCGAGUCCAAAUGACGCCCCGGCUGCGUUGACACACUACAUUACCCAGAAAGCAGGGUUCUGUCAUACGUCAACUGCAAUCACGGUUGUAUCUCCAACAUGGCGUCGCUGGGAAGGAGGCGCGGUGUCCCAGUAAGCAGGGAGAGGGGAGUUAUGGCAGCAACAGACUGCUACAUUGUGCACGAGAUCUACAACGGGGAGAAUGCGCAGGACCAGUUUGAGUAUGAGCUGGAGCAGGCACUGGAGGCCCAGUAUAAAUACAUUGUUAUCGAGCCCACACGCAUCGGAGAUGAGACGGCCCGAUGGAUUACCGUGGGCAACUGCCUGCACAAGACGGCCGUGUUGUCGGGCGCCGCUUGCCUCCUGACGCCACUUUCACUGCCUCCUGAAUACUCGCGCUAUGUGGCGCUGCCCGCUGGUGCCCUCAGUGUGGCCUGCUCCGCCCUUUACGGGAUUUCAUGGCAAUUUGACCCCUGCUGCAAGUAUCAGGUGGAAUACGACAGCCAAAAACUCUCGCGGCUGCCCCUGCAUACGCUCACCUCCUCGACGCCCGUGGUAUUGGUACGCAGGGAUGACGUCCACAGAAAGAGACUCCAUAAUACGAUAGCACUGGCUGCCCUGGCGUAUUGCGCCAAGAAGAUCUACGAACUCUAUGCGGUAUGAGUGCACUUUGAAGAGGGUUUAAGAACCAACAGAAAAAAGGAAAAAACAAACAAAAAAAGAACCUAUUCACCCCCAGAUGUAAGAAAAGUGGAAGUCACGAUCUGGCCCAGCAUUAAGCUCCACACAUGUAGUGGGUGCUUCCAUUUUGAACUUUGAUCAGAGGGAUAUAGUUAAAACUAGACAGAAUUGUUUUUUCCCUUACAUUUCCUUUACUUCCAUGUGACAACUACAGCACACUUAUCUCCGUAGUACCCUUGCGUCUUCUGCCCUUCGCCCUCCACCUGUAUCCUUGACACACGACAUGCUAGUGCACAAGGGUAUGACAGCAGCUCCUCUGGACUGAAUUGUAUUGACUUGAAACGGACGUCAUGAUUUGAGUACCAAGCUCUUUCCCCUUUCUCUCGUAGUUUUACUGUACCCCUUUCUUGCUGAUCAGUACAUCAUCCUUUCAUUAAACAUUAGGAUAUUUCAAACUCACUUUCUGUAUUUUAUUUGACUUUUUUCAUUAAAUGGAUUCUAUGUGAUGUCCUAAAAAGCGCAAAUACCCGCAACUUAUUUGAAAUUGUGUCUUGUUCAUGUAGAACUUCUUGUUUUAAAGAGUGCAAGUCAGAUCUUAUGUGAGAAUGCUGUGGGUCAAAGUCCUUAUCGGACAAAAUACUAACAUUUGGAAAGUCACACCUCACACAUGUUUCUAAUAAUGUAUAUUGUAUUAAAAUUAAGCCAAACUAUCACACUUGAAAUUUAAAUAUAGACACUAUUUGACACUACAGAUAAAAAUUACACAGCAAAUUCUAAAUACAUAAUUUCUUGCAUUUAUUUUUCCAAUGGUGCUUUUGAUGAGCUGCUGUCAUUAUAAAUUUGGGGACCCGGGAGAUUAUAAUAAGCGAAAAUAAGUAUGGAUUAAGUGGAAUAAAGUGGAAUUCAGAUGUGAA
This is a messenger RNA of Acanthopagrus latus (yellowfin seabream), 1603 nucleotides long. It is a transcript of the gene tmem11, whose product is annotated as transmembrane protein 11. The record is from RefSeq and is a predicted model, not a curated record. NCBI's taxonomy places the organism in Eukaryota, Metazoa, Chordata, Actinopteri, Spariformes, Sparidae. Gene Ontology annotation, cellular component: mitochondrial inner membrane. Gene Ontology annotation, biological process: inner mitochondrial membrane organization. The coding region runs from base 108 to 671 and encodes 187 amino acids. The transcript has 2 exons.